GGCAUCGAUGCUCUACUUCAAGGUGAUCUUCGGUGGAAGAACAACCUACCGAUUUCCGUGCCCUGGUUGAAACAGAUUAGUGGUGGAUUGAAACUUCGAGUCUUCCCGGACAGUCUUGCCGAUUAUUUAGGCGCCAAUUUUUCACACAGUGUUGACGACGGUGUCCUAACCGAGAUGAUGGUUAGAUUCAGCUCUCAUUAUGUUUACGUACUACACAGUCAUCUAUCACGUAGCAAGCGAGUGUAUCACUUACGAAUUGUCACACCAGCUGUUGACAUCAAUGUAACUACCAAUUACCGAAUACAGCUUGGACCGUCAAUAACGUUUACACUGGUUAACCAAAUUGACCUGAACCAAUCACCUUACAUGCAAUCAAGUACAGAGGUGUUUUACGAAGGGGAGACCAGGAAGUUGCAAAAUUCGAUCGAGUUUGGAUUAGUUCAUACACCGGUUAAUUUUAAUUUGUGGUUCGGCGCAGUUGCAUUUACAAAGGCCGAAAUGCAAGCAAAAGUGUUUCUGACACACGCUUAUAACUGGAGCCAUUUGGUCGGUGGACUUGAAUUUGACAUCCCUAGAUUGAAUAUCACCGUAUUUGUUACAGAAAACAUUGACAUGGAAACCGAGAUUCUUUUCCAUGAAAUCACAAAUGUGAAGAUACAAACACCAAGUGGGCACGAAUUUAGUCUUUUCAAAGUCAUACGACUAGAGAAUCGCACGGAUUCAGGAGGAACGAUAAUUAAAGGCCAAUUAAUCUCGCGAUCAAACUUUCCUUGGAUAGAAGAUCUACAGCUGAAUUAUACGCACAGCUCAAAUGGCACCUGGCAAGAUAUCUUGGUGGCAGGGGUAUUGAAUGAUCAAUACGGAUUACAGGUUAAUAAAAUCAAAACACAAGACACAACUGCACAUCAUGUUCAGCUGCAGCUACAGCAGGACCUAGCAAAAGCGAGAUUUGUGAGACGACUGCAGACUGAAACUGGUCUUAAGGAUAAAACCGAAAUUGCGCUGGAUUUCCCGGGAGGGAUGUAUGUUCUUAGUGCAAAAUGCCACAUAUUUACCUCUGAAAUAACCUAUCCAGGACAAUCUACCUCUCGUAACAUUACAGCUGUGCUGAAUCUGCCGAAAUUCGGGACGAUACAUUUGUACCACAUUUUCCAGCAUGUGAAUAGGAAGCGAUUUUAUAUCGAUCAACUUAUUGCUGUCAAGCAAUCUGACAUGUUCAGGUUAGAAGCGGAGUACAUAAAAACAAAAUUCGCUCACAUGCGGCUAAUGCUUGUGCCCCAAACCGUUCUAGGAACACGUAUACAGAAUCUCACACUACUGCUUCAACUUGUCUCUCCGACCAAAUUCGAUAACAUCAAACAGAGUUCAGUGCAUACUGUCUUUCAAAUGGAACCCUGGUUUCCAUUAACAGAGGGCAGAUUCCAAGUGUCCACAUGGGAAUAUUCCAAAGGCUCAAUGAACGGUAGUGAUACAGUCCACAUCGAUGAAGACAACCUUCAGAAUGGCAACUUUCCUAUCGAUAACGCUAACGUACAUGUAACGCGAUACCAACUCCGGGGCAUGUGGAACGAUUCUACCCAGCUUUUUCUUUUGUUCAAGUCAAGUGACAACUCAUUCGAAAUCACAGCUGACUUGUUAUCCAAGCACGUUCAACACCCGAAUGUGUAUGUUUUUCUGAGACAUGAUGGUGAUGUAGAUGGAUGGACAUCAUCCUCCAAAGUAGAUGUUGACGGUAUUAAUUGGUGGAACAGUGCCACUGAACUGGUUCAUAAGAGCGCUCUUCACAAAGUCAUGUUUAACAUAAGCAUUGGGCCACUAGUUGAAGGACUUGAACAGUACCGUCUUUUUGUCCAUGGUAAAAACGAGUCAAAUUCAAUUCUUCUUGAUGUCCAACAGCUUGGCCUGAGUAUGAUUAACAACAGGUUUUUUAUACACACAAACCUUCCGAUUGCUUAUCAAGACUUGAACGUUGCACGACAGUUAUACCUGACUAUGAAGAUGCUUGACGCCGCCUUCAGCAUUGUCGUCGACGUAGAGAAGCUGGUUGCGAGGGUAUAUUUCGAUGCGCUCGAUGGUAGUCACCUGGACGGAAGAAUCGGAUUUGAGACAGAAAAAGCCGAACUUAAGUGUAAUUGGCUAAAGGGGUACUUGGACCUCAAUUCAACGAUACCAUCAGUACCUUCUUCCAAAUUUUCGGUGUAUCUUCGACAGACAUCACCUGAAAAAGAUCAUAUAAACAUUCGAUUUAAUGUUUACUUGGAAUCCCAUAUUAAUAAGUUCUUACCGAAACGUUCAGUAAAUAUAAGCAUAAUGUCUUCUAAUGUCAACGGUGAAACAGAACAACUUCUCCUGGAAUCCACUGGUAUUGGUUCACUCAAAGUGGCGUUGAAAUUUCGAGCCUACAAUGGUGCAUAUAGUUAUGUGCACAGCAUACAACAUUGGUUACCCGGUGAGAUUGAUACACUGAGUGGAUGGAAUACGACAAUGCGAUGCGCAGUGAAUGACUACCAGUUCACUGAUUGUAACUUACGUGUGUUCUCUAACUCAAAACAAAAAAGUGUUGCGCUAUCCGCUACAUCGUAUCCCAAAACAUUUGCGUUACAAGUUGCUUGGGAUGAACAAGAACAUAAACUGAUUGGAUUAACACUUGCCUUCAAGAAAGGUCUUACGAAUAUUAUUCUGAAGUUACCAUCACGAGACCUGCGUUUACAGCUAGAUAUGAAUCCAAAUGACCAAUCACAAGGUGGCAAUAUACUGCUUAACAUUUCAAGUUUCUCUACAAGUGAAAUCCUUGAACAAAUACCGAAAACUGUCUACGCUGCUGCAAGGUUACAUUAUCAUGGCAACCGCGAGGUGAAAUCCCCAUGGAACUGGUCUCUUAAGGGUGAAGUGCAUUCCAACUUAAUCGUCAAGGAAAGAAUUGUUGCUGUCGUAAACUAUUCGCGUUAUCGGCAGAACAUGUCGUUAUCCAUGAGCUCCUUGUUGAAGGACAAGGUUGUGAAUACUUUCGGACUGCGUUUGAGAAAGGACAGUGGUAAUUCGUUGCACUCGGAAAACAUUUUACACUGGAAUAAGUUCACAUGGAACCUGACGGGGCUGCACAAAUUUCAACACAGUCUGUUAAAGUCAGACUCGGUCCUGUGGUUAGGAGAUGAGAAGAAUUUCAUAAAUAUAACAAUUGAUCCGUGGAAUAAAAUUCAGAUCCUGGUGAGUACAAUUUUAUUCGUUUGUUUAAAGCUUCAAGUAUUCGGUGAACAUUGA
Messenger RNA from Dicrocoelium dendriticum, 3261 nucleotides. Lineage: Eukaryota; Metazoa; Platyhelminthes; Trematoda; Plagiorchiida; Dicrocoeliidae. The record is from the annotation of a GenBank genome assembly.